Messenger RNA from Phytomonas sp. EM1, 2946 nucleotides. NCBI's taxonomy places the organism in Eukaryota, Euglenozoa, Kinetoplastea, Trypanosomatida, Trypanosomatidae. The record is from the annotation of a GenBank genome assembly.
AUGAAGGCUCUCACAGGUGAAAUGGCCGCCACUUACGAUCCAGCGGAUGUCGAGAGUGGGUGGUAUUCAUGGUGGGAGGAGUCGGGAUUUUUCCGUCCGGCAUCCGACAUGCAGCGACCUACAAAUGGCAAGAAGUUCGUCAUCGUUGCACCGCCGCCGAACGUAACGGGGCAUCUCCACCUCGGGCACGCACUGACAGGUGCGGUGCAGGACGCCCUGAUCCGUUUUCAUCGGAUGAAGGGCGAUGACACGCUGUAUUUGCCUGGUACCGAUCACGCGGGGAUCGCCACACAGGUCGUUGUGGAGAGGCUCCUCAUGAAACAAGAGGGUAAAACGCGCCAUGAUUUGGGUCGAGAGGAGUUCCUGCGCCGCGUGUGGGAUUUCAAAGACAAGCACGCCGGCUUCAUCACGAAGCAGUUCCGUGAAAUUGGUCUCUCGUCUGAUUGGACACGCGAGCGAUUUACGAUGGAUGAGCACUGCUGCCGAGCUGUCAUCGAGGCGUUUGUUAGGAUGUACGAUCAGGGCCUCAUCAAACGCUCGAAUCGCCUGGUAAACUGGUGCUGCGCGCUGCAGAGCGCUAUUUCGGACCUUGAGGUGGAGUUUGUGGAUGUGGGAAAAAACUCGAAGUUCAGCAUCCCAAACUACGACAGGAAGGUUGACAUGGGUGUUCUGACACACAUAGCGUACAAAUUAUCGGACGGUGACGGCGAGCUCAUCAUUGCUACAACGCGCCCCGAGACGCUUCUUGGUGAUACCGCCGUUGCCGUCCAUCCUGACGACGUGCGCUACAAGGCGUUUCACGGUAAAUUUCUCAAGUGCCCUUUCCGCGAUGAAGUUAUCCCCGUCGUUUUGGACUCGACACUGGUGGACAUGAACUUUGGCACGGGUGCGGUGAAAAUUACACCCGCGCAUGACCCCAACGACUUCGAGGCGGGACAACGCCACAACCUUCCCCAAAUCACCAUGAUGGAUCUCAACGGAGUUGUCUGCAUGGAGGGCCCAUUCAAGGGCAUGCACCGCUUUGAUUGCCGUCGCGCGAUUGUGAAGAGGCUGGAGGAGAUGGGCCUGCUGCGUGGGGUGGAGCCGUACGAGUACCGCGUCGGCCGCUGCAGCCGCACCGGCGACAUCGUCGAGCCGCUGCCGAUGAUGCAGUGGUUUGUCGACUGCACGGAGGUGGCGCGGCGCUCCGUCGAGGCGGUGCGGCGGCGAGAGCUGAACCUCAUCCCCGUCUCCCACGAGGCUGUCUGGUAUCACUGGCUGGAGAACAUCAAGCCGUGGUGCGUCUCCCGGCAGCUGUGGUGGGGGCACCGCAUUCCCGCCUACCUGGUCCGACUGGAGGGGGCCGCGGGGCUGAAGGGGCACCCCGACCCGUGGGUCGUUGCCCGCGACCUCGCGGAGGCGCGCCGGAAGGCGCGGGAGAAGUUCGACCUCACCGAGGCCGAGGCGGCGGCCGCGACGUACGAGCAGGACCCUGAUGUCCUCGACACGUGGUUCAGCUCCGCGCUGUGGCCCUUCUCGACGCUGGGCUGGCCGGACGACACGCCGGACCUGCGCCGCUUCUUUCCGACGUCGCUGAUGGAGACGGGGCACGACAUCCUGUUCUUCUGGGUCGCCCGCAUGGUGAUGUCGUCGCUGCAGCUCGUCGGAGAGCUCCCAUUCCAGGACGUCUUUCUCCACGCGAUGGUUCGCGACAAGAACGGGGAGAAGAUGUCCAAGUCCAAGGGAAACGUGAUUGAUCCCCUUUUUAUUGUGCACGGGGCCACCUUGGAGCAGCUUCAUGAGACCAUCUACAGCGGCAACCUUCCCGCGAAGGAGGUCGAGAAGGCGAUCAAGCUGCAGAAGGAAAGCCACCCAGAGGGGAUCAUUGCAUGUGGCAGCGACGCGCUGCGGUUUGGCCUGCUAUCUUACACUCAGUCCGGACGAAACGUCAACCUUGACAUCGCCCGUAUUGUUGCGUACCGCCAAUUCUGCAAUAAGCUAUGGAAUGUCGUUCGGUACACCCUAUACCACGCGCUUGGGACGGACUAUCACCCUAAAAAGAUAUCGUUUGAUGUCGAAGCUGACGGCUCGAGCUUGCCGCUAGAGUGCAAGUGGAUCCUAUCUCGCCUAGACUUUGCCAUCGAGGAGGCGACGCGCGGUAUGUCUUCCGGCACCUAUGAUUUUGCUCUCACAACCAAUGCCGUGUAUCGCUUCUGGCUGUAUGAACUUUGUGACGUAUUUCUUGAACUCACGAAGCCGGUUAUUCAGAACAACGGGGAGGAUAAGCAGCUGGUUCAGGAUGUGCUCUUGUAUGUAGUCGAAAAGGGUCUGCGACUGCUCCACCCCAUGAUGCCGUUCCUGACCGAAGAGCUAUGGCAUCGUCUACCGCAUUACGAUACCUUCAACACGAAGACCAUCAUGCUGGCGCCGUAUCCGGAAACGAGUGGGUGGUCUAACAGAGAGGUUGAAGAGUCGAUGAAGCUCAUUCUUGAUGUUGUACACAGCGUGCGCUCCACCAAGGCUUCUUAUGGCCUGACAAACAAACACAAGCCUGGCGUCUGGGUUCUCGCGCACACACCCGCGAUCAAGAAGUUGUUUGAGCAGAAGGCUCUCAUUGUAACUACUCUGGGUGUGGUGGGAAGCGUCGAUGCUAUUACUCCUGAGGAGGAAGCCACAGCAGUACCAAAGGGAUGUGGCUUUUCAGUCAUCACCAAGGAGGUCGGUGUGUACAUGAUGUUAAUGGGAUUUAUUGAUACGGAUAAAGAAAUAAAGAAACUUGACAACCAGUUGGCAGUUAUUGUGAAGCAAAUCGAGGUACUGAAAAAGAAAAUUUCGAUAAAGGAUUAUGAGACAAAGGUUCCCGAAGAGAUUCGUAAUAUGAACGCCGAGAAGCUUGAUACGCUUUCAAAGCAACAAGCACAGCUGGUGGACAAAAUAGAAAAGAUGCAAGCGUUAAAAGACCAGUAA